This is a messenger RNA of Lingula anatina, 1239 nucleotides long. RefSeq lists its product as uncharacterized. NCBI's taxonomy places the organism in Eukaryota, Metazoa, Brachiopoda, Lingulata, Lingulida, Lingulidae. The record is from RefSeq and is a predicted model, not a curated record.
UCCCAAACUGAUGUGCCAAGUGCCAGUUCAGGCCAAAGAGAUGUGCCAAGUUCCAGUAGAGUAAGCUCACCUGCUGCUCAGUCUGGAAGAGAUGUCCCAAGAGUAAGUUCAGGAGUCUCUCCUAUUGCUCAGUCUGGUAGAGAUGUUCCAAGUGUCAGUUCAGGCCAGAGAGAUGUUCCAAGUGUCAGUUCAGGCCAGAGAGAUGUUCCAAGUGUCAGUUCAGGCCAGAGAGAAGUUCCAAGUGCCAGUCUAGGCCGAAGAGAUGUUCCAAGUUCCAGUUCAGGCUGCAGAGAUGUUCCAGAUGUCAGUUUAAGUCAUAAAGAUGCCCCGAGUGUCAGUUCAGAAAGGUCUUAUGUUGCUCAGUCUGGUCGAGACGUCCCAGGUGUCACUCCAGGAAGCUCUCAAGUUGCACAGGCUGUACAGUUAGCACUAAAAUAUGGGAAACCUUUAUCUCCAAGAUUUGGUGGACGUAGAAGUGGAGCUGCCAUACCGAAUAUCCCAUCAAGACGAAAAUUAUUACAGAUUCCAGAAGAAACAGCAUUACAAGAGCAGCCUACAGUGGUAGAGGAACAGUCUGGUAGAGAUGUCCCAGGUGUCAGUUCUGGCCGAGAUGUCCCCCAUGUCAGUUCACAGCCCAGAGAUGUCCCAGGUGUCACUUCUAGCCGAGAUGUCCCCCAUGUCAGCUCACAGCCUAGAGAUGUCCCAGGUGUCAGUUCUGGUCGAGACGUCCCACAUGUCAGCUCACAGCCUAGAGAUGUCCCAAGUGUCAGUUCAGGAGUCUCUCGUGUUGCACAGUCUGGUCGAGAUGCCCCAGGUGUCAGCACAGGAAGUUCUUGCAUUGCUGAGGAUCUGCCUAGAGAAAUCCCCCCUUCAGCAGAACCUCCCCUAAGACCCACAAUUGAACUUGAAAGAGCUCAGACAACAAGCAAGGAGCACUUUCUUCCCAAGUACUGGAAAAACGUUAUGGCUGCCAGAGAUAUGGGGUGGAUAUCUGACAGGUUGUACACAUCCACGGGUGUGAUCAGAAUUGAUCAACUAGACUGUUGGCAGCACCCACCACAGCCUCGUCUUCUGUCACCCGGAAAUUACGGUGCACCUAAUCCUGACUCAUACUUUUUGCAAAAGAUGUUUGUUUGGUCACCGGGUCUGGUCGAGAUGCCCCAGGUGUCAGCACAGGAAGUUCUUGCAUUGCUGAGGAUCUGCCUAGAGAAAUCCUCCCUUCAGCAGAACCUCCCCUAA